UUUCUACUUUCUAUAGGUCUUGAUGGAUAAGUAGGUACUUAGGUACCUAUUUUGGUGACAGAUAUAGAUUAUUGUAUUGUAUAGACAGAGUACUUUAUAUUGUGGGUGAGGUUAUAUGUUGCUCUUCAUUUCACUUUUCGAUCAACCAAUAUAAUUUAUUUGGUUGCAACAACAUGGCAAAAAACACAUUUAAUUCUGCGUUUAGAAAAAUUGAUAUCGACCAAUACAAUGAGGACAAUUUUAAAGACGAGGAAGCUGAACAUGCCGUGCCUUCUGGUCCUGACGAAAGCGAAGUCUCAGCAUUAUUAAACCAAGGUAGAUAUAAUGAAGCUCUUCAAAUUGUUUUAAGCAAUGCUCCAUUGGGGUCAGCAAACCAGCAAAUUAAAGACAAUGCACUGGCUCUGACACUGAAGGUGCUGCUUGCCAUUAAGUCUGGACAGAUCGAAGACGCAGUCAGCAGUCUUACGCCGAAUGAUGUUGAUAUUCUUAUGAAGUAUAUCUACAGAGGGUUUGAGUGUCCCUCGGAAGGUUCCAGCGGCCAUUUGUUACUUUGGCAUGAGAAAGCUUUUAAUGUGGGUGGUUCUGGCUCCAUUGUAAGAGUCUUAUCUGAUAGAAUGAAAGUUUAGAUUGUUUUAUCUCUUACUAUAAGAAACUAUCCCAUAUUUAAUAAAAAUAUUGAUUAUUUUAAUGUAUACCUUUAAAACAAUUGUAUUCAUGACAUUUUGUUUAUAUAAAUAGUAUAUUGCAACUGACACUUGUGUACCUAUCUGAAGGUACUUGUCAUGCUAUGUCCACACUGGAUCUAAAAUCUUUCAAUAGGGAUAGCAAUACAUUCGUUACAUUUGGGAGAAAUAUGCUAGCGUUUGUUUGCGCAGUGUGAAGUGUACAUAGCACAGAACUAUAUGGUAGGUACAUAGUGUAAGACACAAGACAUAUUGCAUAUACCAGAAAUAUUUUUAUUCCUUGGAAUAAAGUUGCAUUAUGUUCACAAA
Plodia interpunctella (Indianmeal moth) is the source of this 992-nucleotide messenger RNA. It is a transcript of the gene Arpc5, whose product is annotated as Actin-related protein 2/3 complex, subunit 5. The record is from RefSeq and is a predicted model, not a curated record. The transcript has 3 exons. NCBI's taxonomy places the organism in Eukaryota, Metazoa, Arthropoda, Insecta, Lepidoptera, Pyralidae. Gene Ontology annotation, cellular component: Arp2/3 protein complex; cytoplasm; actin cytoskeleton. Gene Ontology annotation, biological process: cell migration; regulation of actin filament polymerization; Arp2/3 complex-mediated actin nucleation. Bases 174 to 626 code for a protein of 150 amino acids. Gene Ontology annotation, molecular function: actin filament binding.